AAAGAACGUAAGGUACGUAAGGUACGUAACUCAAGACCGGGAACAGGCUGUGCACGUUCACUUUUGGACAAACUGCAAACUUCUACAUAAUCACAGACAUUGACGUGUCACCAGGAAAAGCAUUUGUGAUGGUUCUGUUCUGCUGUAAAGUCCCAGUUUGCCACUAGUGUUUGUUGAGACUGGUCCAGUGAUUUUAGUCCUUAAGUUUUGCAGUCAUGCCUGGUAAAAAAUCCACCACCAAGAGGAAGUCUGAUGCUAUUGUGAAGGAUCAUAGAGACAUCAAGAAAGUGAAAGUUACCCACAGAAGUCAUGGCAAGGAGGCAGGCCAGGUUCUUGUUGUCGGUCAGGGUGAUGUUGGGCAGUUGGGACUAGGCGAGGACAUCAUUGAGAGGAAAAAGCCGGCCCUCGUGUCCCUGCCAGAGAAAAUUGUGCAAGUGACAGCUGGAGGCAUGCACACUGUGUGCCUCAGUGACACUGGCCAUGUCUAUACUUUUGGCUGUAACGACGAAGGGGCCCUUGGUCGGGACACAACAGAAGAGGGGUCUGAGAUGGUUCCAAGAAAGGUGACACUGGAGGAGAAGGUGGUCCAGGUGUCGGCAGGGGACAGCCACACUGCUGCACUCACAGAGGAUGGUACAGUGUACCUAUGGGGCUCCUUCAGGGAUAACAGUGGUGUUAUAGGUCUUCUGGAGCCCAUGAAAAUAUCUUCUGUUCCAGUCAAAAUCCCCAUGAUAGAACCUGUUGUAAAAAUUGUGUCAGGUAACGACCACCUGAUACUGGUUACACUGGAGGGAAGUCUUUACUCAUCAGGAAAUGCAGAGCAGGGGCAGCUGGGAAGAGUGCCUGAGCAUUUUUCAGACAGAGGAGGCAGGAAAGGCCUCGGCCGGUUGCUGGUACCGCAGAUGGUACAUGUCAAAGGGAAAGUUCACUUCAUAGAUGCCUUCUGUGGGGCAUACUUCACCUUCGCUGUUUCAAGAGAGGGACAUGUUUAUGGAUUUGGCCUCUCCAACUAUCACCAGCUGGGCACUAAAAGCAUGAAGACCUGUUUUGUCCCAAUAAAACUGACAUGCUUCAAGAACUCUACCACUUCCUGGGUGGACUUCUCCGGAGGACAACAUCACACAAUCUGCCUCGAUGCUGAAGGACAGGUAUAUAGCCUGGGCAGAGCUGAGUAUGGGCGUCUCGGUCUGGGCAAAGGGGUUGAAGAGAAGAGUGAGCCCACGCCUGUGUCGGGGAUAGAGCUGGCGUGCGGAGUGGCAUGUGGGGCGUCUGUCAGCUACGCUGUCACCAGAGAAGGAUCUGUGUACGCCUGGGGCAUGGGCACCAACAUGCAGCUUGGCACAGGAACGGAAGAGGAUGAGUGGAGCCCUGUAAAGAUGACUGGCAAGCAGCUGGAGAACCGCACAGUACUGAUGGCCUCCAGUGGAGGGCAGCACACCGUCCUUUUGGUCAAAGACAAGCAGGAGAGCUGAUGUUCAUCUCAGGCAGGGAAUGAUGGGGGAAUCUUUUGAUCUGUUUCGAGGUGGGGCCUUGUUUACGAUGCCUAAAUCUGGGGAUGGGGCUUAAUGUAAAUGUGACUGCCUGUGUCGAGCUGAGGAAGUGUGGCAGGUGCAGGGCCCUUUUUAUGAGAACUCUUCUCCUGGUGUGGGGACAAAUGUUUUGUUUUUUUUCUUUUAAAUCUAGUUUUUGAUGUUCUUUUCAUUAAAAGUCAUUAGUGUGACUGUAAAUGUGAUGUUUGUGAAUGUGACUGUUUGCAUGUAGAUAAAGGAAAUGAGAGUGCAAGCCUUUUAAUGUAUUCCCCACACGAUAGUCUUUUAAAGUGUUUUUUUUUCUUUGCUUUAAAGAAAUAAUUUCACUGACCCUGAUUCAGACAGGACAUUUAUACUCCAUGAGUUUAAUACGUGAGACUACUGUUCAUUUUACCUAUGGCACACACAAUUGCAUCAUACUGUAUCCUGCAUUUUGUUGCUUUUCCUGUCUGAAAAUAAAGAUUACAUUUUAAGUA
This is a messenger RNA of Micropterus salmoides (largemouth bass), 2005 nucleotides long. It is a transcript of the gene rcc1, whose product is annotated as regulator of chromosome condensation 1. The transcript is spliced from 11 exons. Gene Ontology annotation, cellular component: cytoplasm. The record is from RefSeq and is a predicted model, not a curated record. Gene Ontology annotation, molecular function: guanyl-nucleotide exchange factor activity. Lineage: Eukaryota; Metazoa; Chordata; Actinopteri; Centrarchiformes; Centrarchidae. Bases 216 to 1472 code for a protein of 418 amino acids.